Molecule: messenger RNA, 2912 nt
Organism: Cololabis saira (Pacific saury)
Lineage: Eukaryota; Metazoa; Chordata; Actinopteri; Beloniformes; Belonidae
Product: ras-related protein Rab-26
Exons: 9
Coding region: 182-934 (250 amino acids)
Cellular component (GO): endosome; Golgi apparatus
Molecular function (GO): GTPase activity; GTP binding
Source: RefSeq, a predicted model, not a curated record
GAACAGCUGCUUCCUCCACACCGGCUUUACGCACCGGCCAUGCUUCUGACGCACAGGUGAACCACAUCCACCACAACUCAGCAGGGGGAACUGUUGACUCCAAGAGCAACUCAAACUCCUGUCUGCUCCGCAUUGCCCUCCUCUUGCCAAGUCCCCUGCAGCCGGCCAGGUUAGCGGAGCCAUGUCGAGGAAGAAGGCGGUGAAGGGGAAGCGGAGCUCCGGGAGCCCCAAGCCGUCUCCGGGCAGCGGGCGGGCGGGGAAGGUGCUGGCCGCCGCCGGCGCUCCGUCCUCCGGGCUGGUCUACCCCAGCAGACCGUCCAUCAGCAACAGCGGGGAGUUCUACGAUAUAGCCUUUAAGGUGAUGCUGGUGGGGGAUUCAGGUGUGGGAAAGACCUGUCUGCUGGUUCGCUUCAAAGACGGAGCCUUUCUAGCCGGGAGCUUCAUCUCCACUGUGGGCAUUGACUUCAGGAAUAAAGUUAUGAGCAUCGAUGCGGUAAAGGUCAAACUCCAGAUUUGGGACACUGCCGGUCAGGAGCGUUUCCGGAGCGUCACACAUGCUUACUACCGCGAUGCCCACGCUCUUCUCCUCCUAUAUGAUGUCACCAACAGAACAUCCUUUGACAACAUCAAGGCAUGGCUGACAGAGAUUCACGAGUAUGCCCAGCAAGAUGUGGUUGUCAUGCUGCUGGGCAACAAGGCCGACUCGACGCACGACCGGGUGGUGAAGCGAGAAGAAGGGGAGAGACUGGCAAAGGAGUUUGGAGUACCCUUCAUGGAGACGAGUGCUAAAUCUGGACUGAACGUGGAGCUGGCCUUCACUGCUGUGGCCAAAGAACUGAAGCACAGGGCCAUGAAGGAACCCGAUGAGCCCAAGUUUCAGCUCCAACAGUACGUCGACAAAGAAAUGAGGACCGUUGGCUGCUGCCACUCGUAGACCACGCCGUAUGUGCGUGUCUGCAUGUGUAUGUGGGUUUGUGUGAUGAAGAGAGAGAGGGGAAACAGAUAUGUUGUACUAGACUAGACGAAAAAUCUAGAGUCUGUGCGAACCUGGGGACAUUCCUAGGAUUUAGAAGUGGUUGUAAUAUUUCUCUGUGGAUGUACGGCAAAUGUGCUCUCUCACCUGUCCUCUGCAACUGUGAAUGUAAUAUAACUCCCAUCCACAUGCUUGCACAUACUCAUGCAUGUAUGCACACAAACACACACUGACAAAUCGUCCCCUCCACAGCCUGAUCAGUUCAUACCGUGCAGUUUCCCAUAAGUGAUGUACAUAUUUUAUAUAGAUUUUGUUUUCUGGAAGCUUUGCAGUUUGUAUAAGCCAGUCUUGUUGAAACAAAAAUAUGUGGACUAAUCGGUUUGUGACGGUAACCAAAGGAACAGGUCUUGGCAACACUUUUCGAAAAAUUCCCUGAUUGUUCAACAGUACACCGUGCUGUUAAAAAUCAGGAUAUCGUAUUGUUUAGUAGUGUCUGUAAAACCCGGUGUGAGAUUCUAAUCUUUUAUAAAUGGUUCAUUUUAAGUUUGAGUUUAAAGGUGGGUGGUAAUUAAGUGACUAUUUUAGAUGGAUAAAAGUACAUCAUCAGCAAAAGGUUUCACUCUUUUACACAUUUUCAUAGUAAUAACUUGCUUCCAAGCCCAGAGAGGGAUACAUUCCUCCAGAAUCUUCUCCAACAUUUAACAUUUUUUCCAAACAUGAAAUCCAUCAAGGAUACGUUUUAUUUUUUGGAACAAAAAGUGCGAUCUCUCUGGAAAUCGGGUCUAAACCGCACUAAAAACCUAAGAUAGUGAUUCUGUAUUAGUAAGUUUUCUUUUAAAAAUCCAAAGUUUAAUGCAAAAUACUUUUUUUCUGUCUUCCUCAGCUAAUCCAGUCAGUCUGAACGAGCAGACUGGAACAAUGUAAUCUCCUUAUACUUUUAGUGUAGGAUUUAGGGAAAACCACUGGCAGAAAUGUAAUUAUGAAAAAAUGUUUGAAGUACUUCAUUAUAUAAAUACAAAUUUCUGUCAAUCCCCCCCAAAAAAAUCCAUCAAAUUUCUCAAGAUAAUGGGUCAGCUUACUUCCAGCAUGUUUUCACUCGGACUGAUACAACUUAACCUUCACGUCAGUGAGACCCAUUCGUCACCAAGUAUAACUUUGACGGGCUUCGUGAAGCAGGUAGUUCAGUUAGUUGCAAUCUGCAACUUCACCAGUAGAUGCCACUAAAUCCUUUUCUGUGUUUUUGAAUUCGGUGUGAUUCAUUAAAAUCAUGAAAUUUACUUAAAAGUGCCAUAAACACUGAAUUUUGCUCAUGAUGUCACAGUUUCCUUUUUUUAAAUAAAAAAAAAAAAAAAACAUUUUGCAGCAUGUAAAAUAAGCACAGCAGGCUUCUGGACCUUUUCAUUCCACCAUAUACAAGUAUUGCAAUAAUUAGAUAAAAGCAGAUAUUCAAAAUAUCAUUCUUAACUUUCAAUCCAUGUCAUGUAGAUCAGAGCAUUGAAUUGCAGUGUGGUAAUAAAUAGUUCCUCAACUCUGACGAACAUAUUGCUGAAUUGUUUGCGUCAUCUUACCACGGCCGUUGCUUUCUUACAGUACUUACUUGGUGGACAGAAGUGAACUCUUGCUGAAUCAUUGUCAGAUUAUCAUCCAAACACCCAAGAAGGCUAGAGGUCAGUGUUGAGUUGAGGGAGAUGCUCUGCUGUCUUUUGUUGAUUUGAAAGUAGAUUUCCAGCAGUUGUUUUUGAACCCAUAAACCAGCUCUACUUUUUUUCCCUUAAUUGGAAGAAACACCUUUUUUUUUUCGUCAGAUGCUUUUUCAAAGAUGAUUACAUACUAUUUUCAGUAAUGUUUUGUUUAUCAGGAAAAAAACACUGUAUUUGUAAGAAUUGUACUAUAGAACGUACAUUUUCAUAAUAAAUGAUAAAGUGUCAUUAACUUGUAC